UGCGGAGUCCCGCCCCGCUGCCCCUCGAGCGCCCCCCACUUCGCUUCGGCCCGGAACCUGCGCCCCGAACCAGGAAGCACCUGGCGGCGGGCGCGGGAUGGCUGGGCCCGGCUGGGGUCUUCCUCGGCUGGACGGUUUCAUCCUUACCGAGCGCCUGGGCAGUGGCACGUACGCCACGGUGUACAAGGCCUACGCCAAGAAGGAUACUCGGGAGGUGGUAGCCAUAAAAUGCGUGGCCAAGAAAAGUCUCAACAAGGCGUCUGUGGAAAACCUCCUGACUGAGAUUGAGAUCCUCAAGGGCAUUCGGCACCCCCAUAUCGUACAGCUGAAAGACUUCCAGUGGGACAAUGACAAUAUCUACCUUAUCAUGGAGUUCUGCGCAGGGGGUGACCUGUCUCGCUUCAUCCAUACCCGCAGGAUCCUGCCUGAGAAGGUGGCUCGAGUUUUCAUGCAGCAGCUGGCUAGUGCCCUGAAGUUCCUGCAUGAACGAAACAUCUCUCACCUGGAUCUGAAGCCACAGAACAUUCUGCUGAGCUCUUUGGAGAAGCCCCAUCUGAAACUAGCAGACUUUGGCUUUGCACAGCACAUGUCCCCAUGGGAUGAGAAACAUGUGCUUCGUGGCUCCCCACUCUACAUGGCUCCUGAGAUGGUGUGUCAGCGGCAGUAUGAUGCUCGUGUGGACCUCUGGUCUACGGGGGUCAUCCUGUAUGCCUCCCCUCUGCCUUCUUCCACAGAAGCUCUCUUUGGGAAGCCCCCUUUUGCCUCCAGAUCAUUCUCAGAGCUAGAAGAAAAGAUUCGAAGCAAUCGGGUUAUUGAGCUCCCACUUCGGCCCCAACUCUCCUUAGACUGCCGUGACCUGCUGCAGCGGCUUCUAGAGCGGGACCCCAGCCGUCGAAUCUCCUUCCAGGACUUCUUUGCCCACCCCUGGGUGGACCUGGAGCACAUGCCCAGUGGGGAGAGCCUGGCACGAGCAACAGCCCUUGUGGUGGAGGCUGUGAAGAAGGACCAGGAGGGGGACACUGCUGCAGCCCUGUCACUGUACUGCAAGGCCCUGGACUUCUUUGUACCCGCCCUGCACUACGAAGUGGAUACCCAGCGGAAAGAGGCAAUUAAGGCCAAGGUGGCACAAUAUGUGUCUCGGGCAGAGGAGCUCAAAGCCAUUGUCUCCUCCUCCAAUCAGGCCCUGCUAAGGCAGGGCACAUCUGUCCAAGGCCUGCUGCGAGAGAUGGCCCGCGACAAGCCCCGCCUCCUUGCUGCCCUAGAAGUGGCCUCAGCUGCCAUGGCCAAGGAGGAAGAAGCUGGCAAGGAGCAGGAUGCCCUGGACCUGUACCAGCACAGCCUCGGGGAGCUGCUGCUGUUGUUGGCAGAAGCCCCAGGCCGAAGGCGGGAGCUCCUUCACACAGAGGUUCAAAACCUCAUGGCUCGAGCUGAAUACCUGAAAGAGCAGAUCAAGAUAAGGGAAUCUCACUGGGAAGCUGAGACACUGGACAAAGAGGGGCUGUCGGAGUCUGUUCGUAGCUCUUGCACACUACAGUAACAACGGAAGGACUAGCGGAUGGAACACAGGCCUAGAGAGAAGCUUUGUACCAACCCAGGUUCACACCUGUGCACCUGGGACCUUCCUGGAUGAACACCUCCAAGAUGGCCACAUCCUAGUUGCCAGUGUUCCUCUGAACAUUCUCCACUCCCGGAGGACAUGGUGGCCAGUGUACUGUGCCGCGUGUACUAAUCUCUGGGAGAAUUACUUUAAUAUGACUUUGUUAUUAGGUGAUUGCUGGAGUAAGCAUGCUGGCUUCAGGACAUCAUCACACUGUGUUUUGCUCUGCAGAGCGGAUAUCAUGCCUCUUCUGGGCCCGUCUGUUUUGGUUUUUGUUUUUUGGGGGGAGGGUUUUUUUUUGUUUUUUGGGGCUGGUUUUUGUUUUGUUUUGUUUUGUUUUUUUUUUGUUUUUGUUUUUUUGUUUUUUUUUUUUUU
This is a messenger RNA of Cricetulus griseus (Chinese hamster), 1972 nucleotides long. NCBI's taxonomy places the organism in Eukaryota, Metazoa, Chordata, Mammalia, Rodentia, Cricetidae. The record is from RefSeq and is a predicted model, not a curated record.